Dibothriocephalus latus is the source of this 321-nucleotide messenger RNA. The record is from the annotation of a GenBank genome assembly. NCBI's taxonomy places the organism in Eukaryota, Metazoa, Platyhelminthes, Cestoda, Diphyllobothriidea, Diphyllobothriidae.
AUGAAUGAGUCUUUGAACUCCUCCCAUCCCACUCUCCUUGAAAAAGUCGUCCACGAGGAAGUUAAGGAAUCCGUGAAGACGGGCUGCUGGUUCGGUGAUGCCUUCCUUUUCACCAACUCCGCCAAUCGCCUGCUCUACUUUGUGGGCGGCGAGCUGGUAACAGUAGCCCACCUGGACCGACCCAUGUACCUGCUGGGCUACCUGGCCAGUGAAAAUCGCGUCUUCCUCAGCGAUCGCGAUCUGAAUGUGGGUGUCCAGUUCUCUUUCUGCCAUUUUACUCACUUGCAGCUCCGGUCUUUUUUCAUCCGCAAAUUGCCUUAG